Molecule: messenger RNA, 7320 nt
Organism: Hippoglossus stenolepis (Pacific halibut)
Lineage: Eukaryota; Metazoa; Chordata; Actinopteri; Pleuronectiformes; Pleuronectidae
Gene: cep170aa
Product: centrosomal protein 170Aa
Exons: 23
Coding region: 253-5103 (1616 amino acids)
Cellular component (GO): centriole
Molecular function (GO): protein binding
Source: RefSeq, a predicted model, not a curated record
GAGCAGCGGAAGCGGAGGAGGCCGCGCGGACUGAACUGCAGCAGCAGCGGCAGAGGCAGCGGCAGAGGCAGGGCUGGGCUCCACACACACACACACACACACACAUAGACGGACACACACAUUCAACGGCAAACACACACCAGGGCAGGAAAAACGGGAUGGCCUAGCGGUGUUGUGCUGUCAGUGGUCUAUCAGCAGUGAGCUACCUGGACCAGAGUAGGUGUGUAGCAGAGGCAGCAGCAGGUCGCAGAGAUGAGUGUGACCUCCUGGUUCCUGGUGAGCAGCGGGGGCACUCGCCACCGACUCCCACGGGAAAUGAUUUUCGUCGGCCGGGAUGACUGUGAGCUCAUGCUACAGUCCCGCAGCGUGGAUAAGCAGCAUGCAGUCAUCAACUAUGAGGGUGGAGCUGAUGAGCACAAGGUCAAAGACCUGGGCAGCCUGAAUGGGACCUUUGUAAAUGAUGUUCGCAUCCAGGAGCAGAUGUACAUCACUCUGAAGUUGGAGGACAAGCUGAGAUUUGGAUAUGAUACCAACUUGUUCACGGUGGUGAGAGGAGAGCUCACUGUGCCUGAGGAGGCUCUGAAGCAUGAAAAGUUCACAAGUGGACUCCAACUCUGCAAGAAGCCAUCCAAUGGUGAAACCACUAAAACCACUACCACUAAGUCCCCCAUGAAGACUCCAACAAAAACACUUAGGUCCCCCACUGGUGGCGCCCCAAGGCCAGUGGAGAAGAGCAGAGGAGCAGAUGGGGUCACGUCCUCUAAAGAGCCACCAUCUAAACCUGUGGACGGUCAAAAAGCAGAGGAGAGGACACCAGGGGACAUCGGAGCGAUGCCUCGUGGGACCCCUCUGUACGGCCAGCCAUCUUGGUGGGGGGAUGGGGAUGCAGAUGACGAGAACUCCUUCCAUCAAGACAAGUCAUCCAUCAAAAAGCAUGACGGCUCCAUUUCAGAGAGCCAAGAGGCACGUCGAGGGGAGAAGGCGCAAGAGGACGGCAUUCAUGCGUCCCCCGCCCACGAUUCCAUAUACUGUGAGAUCCCUACCAAGGAGAGUCACAUGGCCGAUAACGGCAUCCAUGAGAUUCCCACUAAGGACACAGAGGGCAAUAACAUUCUCAGCGCUGCAGCUCAAGGUCAUGCCUCCUUCACCAUAGAGUUUGACAGCACUUCUCCAGGGAAGGUCACCAUCAAAGACCACGUGUCAAAGUUCACAGCUGACCACCACAGACCACGCUCUAAGAAGAGCGGAGCAGGAAGUGGAGGCGCAGGAGGGAGGGACUUGAGCACACUUCAAGCGGCUAUGAUGGCAUCAGAGAGCAAAGUGGCCGAUUGGCUGGCACAGAACGACCCCACUCUGGUGCGCAGCGAGUCAACGGAGGACGACAGCAAGAGCAUCAAGAGCGACGUGCCGGUCCAUCUCAAAAGACUGAAAGGCAGCAAGCAUGAAGAUGGCACCCAGAGUGACUCUGAAAAUGGAGUGGGCCUUCGUUUUGCCAACCGCCGCCUCGCCCUUGAGGAACGUCUGAAAGCCGCACAAGGCCACGUGGGAGCAGGAGCAGUAGGUGGGAGUGUAACAGUGAGCGGGUCCCAAAGAUCUGUCCCCCGCACUGCCUUCAUGAUUGAGUUCUACGACGAGGAAAACCAUCGCAAGCGCCGGUCGUAUUCGUUCUCCCAGACUGCACCCCUGCUGGGGGGAGGAGCUGGAGGAGAGGGACUGUUUCCUCAGCCUCCAUCGCAUCCUAAGGUGUUCAGCAUUUCCACCUCUGCUACCACGGCCUCAGAAUCAGGUAAAACCCCAGCUCCAAUACCGGCCACAGUGACUGCCGGGGCUCCUACCGCUGCCCGUGUGCUGCUCAAGCAGAGGUCUGAGGACCUGAGUAUCGGUCGGAGCUCAGUCAGUACCGGGCUGGCGACAGGGAGCCCCACCAGCCCCAGUGAGGACAACUCAGUCGUGGGGAGAGGAGCAGGGACAGCUAGAGAUGCAGAGGAUGACCACAGUGAUAAGGGGACCUACACUAUCGAACUGGAGAACAGGAACCCAGAGGAAGAGGAGGCCAGGCGCAUGAUAGACAAGGUGUUCGGUGUUCAGCAGAACCAAGACUCCUCUCUUCUCUCCGACCUGAAAGGAGAAGGAAAAGGAAAGGAGACCAGAGAGACGGGCAAAGAGGCUCUUCUUGGAGACUCGAGCUGGGUCUCUCAGUGGGCCAGUCUAGCUGCCAAUCACACCAGGACAGACCCAGAGGGGUCGGGAGGAGAGACGGCAGCCUUUGUGCACAAAGAGCAAGGAGUUGAUGCCUUUGAGUCCGGUGCAUCCCUCAGCAGAGGCGAAUCCUCCUCCAGUCUGACCGACCGCAAGCGCAGGACCCUGCCUCAGCUCCCUCUGGAUGACCCCCGGGCUAAAACCAGCACCAAAGCGCUGAGGUCUGAGAUUGGGGAGAAACAGGACACUGAACCACAGGAAAAAGAGAACAAGGGAGACGGGGCGUCUCCAACUCCCAAGCAAGGCAGUGAGAUGACAAGUAAACGUAAACAAAGCUCCACCUCCUCUCCGUCCAAAGCUCCUCUUCGAAACUCUGGCAGCUCGGAGCGGAGAAAGAGGUCACAGGAGAGGAAAGGAGGAGGGUCAGGAGAAGACAAGUCAGGGAAGCCUCUAGUACGCCAGGGCAGCUUCACUAUUGAGAAGCCCAGCGCUAAUGUCCCUGCAGAGCUCAUCCCACACAUAAACAGAGGCGGCAAUGGGCGCGAACGCAGUGACUCUGUGAGUAGCAUGGAUACUGCUACACUCCUCAAAGACACUGAAGCUGUCAUGGCAUUCCUGGAGGCCAAACUGAGAGAUGAAAACAAACUAGACCAGAAGGGUAGUAAAAGUUCAGGUACUGGCUUCCCCCUCCGGUCUGACUCUAUCUCUCCAGAGUCAGAUGUAGACACAGCCAGUACAGCUAGUCAUGCAGCAGGAGAGGCAGAAAGGAAAGCUGGUAGUGGACAAAAACGACGUUCCUUUAGCAGCAUGCACCGGGAGAAGAGCAACGUGAGCACUGCUUCCAAGACCAGCGUCACCAAUGUAAGUGCCCGUGAGCGCUUGGACAGGAAGACUAAACCAAGAACUGUGGAGACGACAAGCCGGACUGAUGCACGACGCUCUGUUCAGCCAUCCUCAGCUUCCUCCAGAGCCCGUCAACCUUCACAGGAUCUCACUGAUGAUGAUCUGACUUCUUCAUUCCCCAUCUCUGAUAUCCUCUCCUCAGACCAGGAGACCUAUUCUGGGCCGCUGGGGCAUGGACGUGGCUUCGAUGAUGCCCUCCAUUCCAAACACGAUAGCAGGUCUGCCAAGAACUCCACCAGUGGUUCCUCCAAAACCAGCCGCACGCUCCAGGCAGGCACAGCCUCCUCCAUGAACAAGCAGGCCUCACUGCCACAGCCAAGGCCUACAAGAGCCUCCCUUCUUCGCCGAGCACGGCUGGGGGAUACAUCUGACACGGACCUGGCUGAUGCAGACAGGGUGUCUGUGGCCUCUGAGGUGUCCACCACCAGCUCCACCUCUAAGCCGCCGUCUGGUCGGAAGGGGUUGUCUCGACUGGACAUGCUGGCUCAGCCGCGCAGGACCCGUCUGGGCUCCAUCUCAGCCCGCAGUGACUCUGAAUGUACAAUGACCCGGAGCUCCACCUCUUCGCCACGCCUGUCGGCUGAGACCGCUCUGCGUCUGGGUCUGCGCUCAUCCACGCCCACGGAGAGCAGACUGACACCCAGGAUGAGGGCCAACAGCGUGUCCAAACUGAACGAGACCAAACCUAAGACCACUUCAGCUGGAUACUGCUCGCCCACAGAGAGCUCUCAGCCUGAACCUGAGGGUGGUGAUGCAGAGGAAGAGCUGAUGGUGUCCAGUAGCAGCAGAUGGAGACGUCUGCCACCGGAGUAUGGCUCCACCUCAGAGGAAGAGUUCGGCUCCAACCGGAACUCUCCGAAGCACGGAGGACGCUCCCACGUGCGGCCUCAUCACCUCGUCCCGCACCGCAGCUCAAGGCUCAGCACCGCCGCGAGUCCAGGCGCUGGCGUGACGACGGGUCCGGGGAUGAAACACCGCAUGAAAGAGCAGGAGGAGUACAUCAGGGACUGGACCGCGCACAGCGAGGAGAUAGCCAGGUUAUUCCCCUGUGUGCGUAGGAUCAGCCAGGACCUGGCUAAGGACUUGGCCGUCUUGGCUCGUGAGAUCCACGACGUGGCCGGCGAGAUUGACUCGGUCAGCUCAUCCGGCACGGCACCCAGCACCACCGUCAGCACCGCCGCCACCACCCCGGGAUCAGCUAUCGACACUCGGGAAGAGGUAGGCCCUGCACGUUCCACGCAGCCGGACAUAGAGGAGAGCAUGAGAAAGUUGGUGGAUCGGGUGUUUGAUGAGAGCCUCAACUUCAGGAAGAUCCCGCCUGUAAUUUCAACCAAUAAGGCACCGGAGAUCAACGGUAAGCCAGUGGAGCUCCGCCCCCAUGCUCCUGAACGCGUGGAGCCCCGAGCUCUGAGGAGACGGACCUGGAACCGGGAGGAGGCGGUGUUGGACAGCUUGCUGCUCAAUUCAGUUUCUCAACUGUCCAGUAAAAUCAGAAACUCUGUCGACAAAACUGCAGGAAAAAUCAGGAUUUUGUUUAAGGAUAAAGACAGAAACUGGGAUGAAAUUGAAAACAAACUGCGAUCGGAGAGUGACAUGCCGCUCCUGAAAACCUCCAAUAAGGAGAUUUCCUCAAUUCUGCUCGAACUGAAGAGAGUUGAAAAGCAGCUUCAAGUGAUCAAUGUCAUGGUUGACCCAGAUGGGACACUGGAUGCCCUGGCCAGCCUCGGCCUGACCAGCCCCACCACCCCUACCAAGCCCCUAACCGCCAAAACAACCUUCCCCUCUGCCACCAGCCCUGGGUCUGUGACCCCUGCCAAAGAAUCACUGCCGGAGAUCCUCCCCGGGCCGGGAGGAUCAACAGCCUCCGCCAGGGUUCAGGCUUCAUCUGCCAGCAAAGAGGAAACUGCUCGAGAGCCCAUUGUGGGUCUGGGGUUAACAGGAGUCGGAAUGCACUUCGCGCGCAUACGGCCGAGUGGAGAGGAGGCCAUCGCACAGAAGUGAACUUGAACUUUCCCUGAAAUCCAGGUUAUGUGAAUAAACAUGAGUCUGGACUGCAGUUCUGGUGGCUCAUAAAUCAGUGUUAACAGCAAGGAGGCAGGUAUUUUACUUUUUUUUGCCAGAACAGUUGCCAUUCUGCUGACUAUACCACUCUAGCAUUAUGGAUACAAAACCGAGAUAAUUUUUGCAGAAGUGUUGCCAGAUGAGACCAGAGAAGUGCUUCAACUUUCCACUCGACUGGCUAAACCCCAAAUGAGGCACCAUGGAUGUACCCUGAACAGAAACUGACCCGUGACUGAUUUGGAUAUUUGUCAUGUGAGCUUUCCAACCUUUUCACGCUUAUCGGCCAACCCGACCUCAAGAUGGACAUAACGCUACCUGACGGCUCUCUCAGUGGACAGAUCUCUGUGGCUGUACAGUCUCCACUCUCCCUCCAGUCUUCUCCUCUGGCCUUCUCCACGUGUCAGGACCCCACCCAAACUGAGGGCAUGCCUUAAAACACAUCCUCGAUAGUAGCAGUGUAAACCCCCGUGUCCCAUCAAAUAAUAUACCAGACAACUUUUAAGAUUUUAAUACAGUAAUUUCAGACGAACAGAAUGCAUUGUAACAUAACACUCACAAAAGAUGUUUUAUUUAAACUAUGACGAAAUGCAACACUGCAAUAAUUUAUUAGCUCUUCUUUAGUACACAGAAUAUUUCAGCAGCCUUAAGUAACCACCCUGAUAAAGUACAUAAACAGUCCUGAAUCCGUUCACAAAUUUAGCAGAGUUACAAAAGUUUUAUACAUUUCACGACUAACUGUCCGUCCAUUGAAUCAUCAUCGACCAGGACUUGUAGUGCCUCCUUCACCAGUUGUCUUUUACUCUCUCCUUCCCUUUCCUUUCCCUCCCAGUAGUUGGAAAAAAAUGUUUGUCGCUUUAGUAGCAUGUACUGGACAGAGAUCAAAAGUCUGUGUCGAUCUCACUGAAACUGAAUAGUAACAGCCUUUGGGAAACCAAUGAUCAUUUUCAGCCUAAAUUAUCACUUACCAAAGUUCACCAUUUUCUUGACCCUGUCAAUUUCAGACAGUAGAGCCAUCUUGAAAUUCAUCUGUUGUGCAAAAGCGGACAGUUCAGUUCAUAUUGUAAAUUUGAGAUGGAAGUUCACCUUUUUUCUCUGAAUGUCAGUCAACAAAUCAUGGAUUCAUAUAUUGAACCACUAGUUUAGUCAUCGCUGCCAUAUCUGUGACACAGCUCUUAGCCUUUUGCUAUAGAAAGCCCACUCGAGUAUCCUAUGAUUUCCAAUUGGCUUUUUUGUACUUCUUAGUCACGUUUUCUUUAACUCACACUUUCCCAUCCUGCUGCCAAGUUUUGUGGAAAUCUGUUCGGUAGUUUUUGCGUAAUCCUGCCGACACAAACAAACAAAUGAAGAGGAGUGAAAACGUAAUUACCUCUUUGGCAGAGGUGAUAAACUAAAUCUGUGUAUUUACAGAAGGUGCUUUGUUCUGUUUCAACCAGUGGGUGAGGUUAGAAUUACAAACAGUAAAGUGAAACUCUUUCUCAUCAACUCUUCCCUUAUUUUCACAGGGACUCUUCAUUUUCUCUCUCCAGCUUCUCGUCUGUGUCCUAGAGUAAGAUGACUUAAAGGCAGUGUGUUAGUAGAUUUUCUCAGAAAUUAGGUACCAGAAUACAAGUUCAUUUCCUUCUCCGUCUACUGUACAAUGUCUUUCAAUGCCUCAAAGUGCCCAUUUUGACUAGAGCAGGGCAUUGAUUAAAAGAUCUAAAAAAGAUGUAGCUGUCUAAAAAAAAAAAAAUCUUAUUUUGCACAUCAGAUUGUUUUUUUUGUUUUCAUACAAAAAUAGUGAAGAAACGGUGAGAGGCUGCGUCAAAUGUCACGUGGUUUGAUAAAUGAAAAUCUGAAGUGACUGCCUUUCCUCUCUGGAACUAUUCUGUCUGUACAAAGCUUCUAAUUGUGUUAAUUGUCCCAUUUUAUCAAAAAAAAGUUAAAAAGAAAGUAAAAAAACUGUAAUUAGGGGACUGUGAAUGCUAGGUACAUGUUUAUUUGUUAAAUUCUACGUGUCAUCUGAUCCGUGUCAGUUUUUUUCUCUCGGCAUUUUUGUAAAGAAAAGACACCAUUUUAUUUAUUUAUUUUUGUUUUAAUAUUUUGUGGAUGUUUCAUGUGUUUUAUAUUUGUUCAACUAUCUGCAUUGUUUCUUACUGUUAAUAAAAACAGAGCCAUUCA